Messenger RNA from Coffea arabica (coffee), 1830 nucleotides. The record is from RefSeq and is a predicted model, not a curated record. NCBI's taxonomy places the organism in Eukaryota, Viridiplantae, Streptophyta, Magnoliopsida, Gentianales, Rubiaceae.
AUGGGCUGUCAUUGGAGAGAAAUGAGGAGUUUUGGGCUGCAUUUGCUGACCGGCAGAUGGUUCACUCUGUUCGCUUCACUCCUGAUCAUGUCCGUCAAUGGCGGUGCUUAUUUAUUCGGUGUCUACUCCAAUGACAUCAAGUCCACAUUAGGCUAUGAUCAAACAACCCUUAAUUUGGUCAGUUUUUACAAGGAUUUGGGAGGCAACCUCGGAAUCAUAUCAGGGCUGAUUAAUGAAGUUUGUCCCCCAUGGGUCGUUUUGGCCAUUGGCGCUGUUAUGAACUUCUUUGGUUACUUCAUGAUCUGGCUAGCUGUCACGGGCCGUACCCCGAAGCCUCAGGUGUGGCAGCUGUGCUUGUAUAUAUUCAUCGGUGCUGAUUCACAGGCAUUUGCUCAUACGGGCUCUUUGAUCACAACCGUUAAGAACUUUCCUGAGAGUCGAGGCAUCGUUUUAGGCCUUUUGAAAGGUUUUGUUGGCCUAAGCGGCGCUAUCAUGACACAAUUGUACCAUGCCCUGAAUGGAGAUGAUACCAAGUCCAUCAUACUACUCGUAGGAUGGCUUCCGGCAGCUGUUUCAGUCGUGUUUCUUCCUGCAAUUCGACUCAUGAAGGUCAUCAAGCAGAAGAAUGAGCUCAGGUUGUUCUACUCUAUGUUGUAUAUUUCACUAGGCCUUGCCAGUUUUCUGAUGGUUAUAAUCAUUAUCCAAAAGAGGCUUACGUUUAGUAGGAGUGAAUAUAUUGCAAGCGCCGUUGCUGUGCUUAUUCUGGUCUUUUCUCCACUUCUUGUUGUUGCAAAAGAAGAAUUUAGUGCCUGGAAAAGCACGAGACUAUUGUUGCCAAGUAGUGACAUUUCACAUCAUAUCCAAGUUGAACCUGCAGUAACUCAAGUUUCCCCGCAGACACCUGCGGAUUCAGUGGCGAAAGCCCCUGAGGCUGAUGAGGCGGCAGCAACAUAUUCAUGGAACAAGACAAUUGCUUCAAUGAGAAAUGUCUUCCAUCCACCAGAACUAGGGGAGGACUACACCAUUUUGCAAGCAGUUUUUAGUUUGGACCUGUUAAUUCUUCUUAUUUCGACAUCAUGUGGCAUCGGUGGUGCACUAACAGCAAUAGAUAACUUGGGUCAAAUUGGCAAAUCUUUAGGCUAUCCAAGCAAUAGCAUUACCACUUUUGUAUCACUGGUCAGCAUCUGGAAUUAUCUGGGACGAGUAGCAGCCGGAUUCUCCUCAGAAUUCCUUCUGAUAAAAUACAAAUUUCCGCGAUCUUUGAUGCUUACAUUCGUACUUGCACUUGCCUGUGUUGGUCAUAUCCUGAUUGCUUUUCCAGUUCCAAAUUCUCUCUACACAGCUUCAGUGAUCAUUGGAUUUUGUGUUGGAGCACAAUGGACGUUACUUUUUGCAAUAAUAUCAGAGAUAUUUGGCCUUAAAUACUACUCCACAUUGUUCCAAUUUGGUGCCUUGGGAAGCCCAAUUGGAGCCUAUGUUCUCAAUGUGAAAGUAGCUGGUCAUCUCUAUGAUAAAGAGGCAAUGAAGCAAAUGGUAGCUAAGGGGCUCACAAGACAAUCUGGCCAGGACUUGACAUGCUUUGGGGGGAAGUGUUACAGAAAAUCUUUUAUUAUAGUAGCAGCUGCAACCCUUUUUAGUUGCCUUGUCUCUUUAAUUCUGGUAGUUAGGACAAGAGAAUUUUACAAAGGAGACAUUUAUAGAAAGUUUAGAGAUGGCACAAAGAUGGAUUUUGCUGAUGCAACUGGUACUGAAGCAUAUGAUGGCACCAUCACUAAAUCCAAGCAUGAAACUGAAUGUAUAGAUGAAAAUAAGUCUUGUUACUUGAUUUAG